AUGUCACUUGAAAUAGUAUAUUCCUUCUAAAAGGAGCCAUUUGGCGUAAAAUUGUUUAAUAUUUGUGAUUGCAAGACCGGAUGUAUCCUCUACGGAUAUUAUCAUCUACACUGGAAAAGAGACAGAUAAUGAAACGUAUAUUUUGGCGCUUCGUAAAUCCGGAAAUGUAGUUACAACACUUUUGCGACCAUAUUGGGAAAGGCCACACAUUAAUUACAAAUAAUUGGUACUCAAGUCCACUUUUGUAUACACUACUCCAUAAGUAUAAAACUAAUGCAUACGGGACUAUAAGAAAGAACAGGAUUGGGAUGCCAGAUGAAAAAAAAAAAAUCAAGCCUAGAGAAUUUGAAUACCAAUUUUCUAAUAAUUUAUUGGCAUUACGAUGGUUCGAUAAAUAA
Molecule: messenger RNA, 398 nt
Organism: Heterotrigona itama
Lineage: Eukaryota; Metazoa; Arthropoda; Insecta; Hymenoptera; Apidae
Source: the annotation of a GenBank genome assembly